Gaeumannomyces tritici R3-111a-1 is the source of this 740-nucleotide messenger RNA. RefSeq lists its product as hypothetical. The transcript has 2 exons. The record is from RefSeq and is a predicted model, not a curated record. The coding region runs from base 1 to 693 and encodes 230 amino acids. NCBI's taxonomy places the organism in Eukaryota, Fungi, Ascomycota, Sordariomycetes, Magnaporthales, Magnaporthaceae.
AUGAUCGGCAAGGAUCCCAAGUAUGGCGCUCCUCUUCUCCAGCCUGGGAUGCCCAGGGUGAUUGGUGGGAGCAGGAGAAGACGGCAGACGAGGACUGCCCCACAGACCCCAGCUGCUCCUCCUCCUCCUCCUCCUCCGCCACCACCAGCGCUCAUCGAGGCUCCAGCUCCUCCUCCGCCAGCGCCUGUGGAGGUCCCAUCCCAGGGCAUGGCCCUGGAUGACGACCUCUUUGGGUUCGGCAUGGGCCUCGCUGGUUGGGAUCUGGGUCUGCCCACCACGACUUCAGACCUGAGCCUGGGUCUGUCCUACUCGACCCCCGACAUGGGUUUUGCUCUGGGCGUCGAGGAGCAAAACCUGGAGCUCUUGGGGCAGUUCAUCUCUGCACCUUCUCCCACUGGCGCCAUGCCGACGCUGGAGGCGUUUGGCGUCACUGACCCGAGUCUUGGUAGCGCCAGCCAGCUGCCACAGCUUGUAGGCGCCAGCGUGCCUCAGGCGCUGCUGCCAGAGAUGCCUGACUGCGACGGCGCCAUCUGCCUGAUCCCCAGGGAUUACAGGCACACCCAUGGCGCUGAUGGCUCCGUCACCUUCAAGGACGACGCGUCGGUUGUAGGCAUGAUCAGGAGGGCCAUCAUGGAGGUUGAUCCAACCUACAGUGGCCAUAUGAUGAUGGGAAAUAUCCACGGGCGUGGAUAAGAGAAGAGGAGGUGGUGUGUUUGUUAGUGUAGUGUUCUGGGAGUUCA